Heterotrigona itama is the source of this 1347-nucleotide messenger RNA. The record is from the annotation of a GenBank genome assembly. NCBI's taxonomy places the organism in Eukaryota, Metazoa, Arthropoda, Insecta, Hymenoptera, Apidae.
AAAAAAAAAAAAAAAACGAGAGAAAGUGUUAUACUCUUUUGUUGGCAUUAAUGUUCGACAGUGGUGCAGGGAAGAUCUCGAGGUGUCCCGACGUAAAAUUAAUCACGAGGAACAACUGCAGGCCGCCGAGAAUGUAGCGGAACGUAUGCGAAUUCGUAUUUUUAAACGAAAUAGUCAGCGCAGGGUUGCCAGCGGUGCGUCGAAAGUUCUGCGACUCGGGGAAAAGGAAAAAACGUGGCGUCGUAAUAAGCGCGCGUUCGAUAGGGAAGAGAAUGCAUCGACGAGAAUGAACGAUACCGUCGUCUCGGAGAAAUGUCAUCGCCGUUCGAACGUUCGUCGAACACGUUGGAGAGGCUGAUAAUCGAGGAUCGCCGAGAAUCGACGCGUGAGAGAUCAACUUGGUGAAGCUUCGAGCAUGGCCGCUUGUCAUCCAACACCGGCGAUUCAACAUUUGCAGCCGCAGGAAUCGUCUCAACAGCUUGGCCUUGGAAUUAUGAACGCUAUCGGUAGCCAAGGUCAGAAGCCGCCGCUCCACCAACCGCACUAUUCGCCCCAUUUGCUCAACUGGGUCUACCUGGCGAUCACCGAUCAGAAUUCUGCUCAGACACGGGAUCAGAGCAAACUUUUCCCGACGAUAUGGAGCGGCUUUUCAACGGAGUCAUCGCAAACUCAUAGCCACCGUGGCGCACUGGAUCCCUGUUGCGCGAUCGGGAGCAACUUUGCGGACAAUAUCGGCGAGCUUGCGAAUCGUUUCAGAGAAUUGGGACUGCUAGAUAAGAAACCAGCGAAGAGGCCACCGCCUAGUUACCUCUGUCACCUAUGCUUCAAGAAAGGUCACUACAUCAAAGAUUGUCCACAGGCACGUCCGAAAGGAGAGGGCUUGACGCCGUAUCAAGGGAAGAAACGAUGCUUCGGAGAGUACAAGUGUCCCAAAUGCAAGCGCAAAUGGAUGUCGGGCAACAGCUGGGCCAAUAUGGGUCAAGAAUGCAUCAAGUGUCACAUAAACGUCUAUCCUCACAAACAGAGACCGUUAGAGAAGCCGGACGGAUUGGACGUGUCCGACCAGAGUAAGGUUCAUCCGCAACAUCUUUGCCAGAAAUGUAAAACCCUUGGCUACUAUUGCCGAAGGGAUCAAUAGCGAAUCGAAAGCACACACGGCGUGUGUUAACGUGUAAUGCGAAUGAUGAAAAUUUUUAUCUCGACGUCUUGAGCCAAGGGCGUUUCUCCUAAACGUUUUCAUGCGAUCGAAAUCUUCGAUCUCUUCGUCGAACAUUUUAUACAGAUCACGCGUGUAGCAAGUGGAAACAAUAUGAGCUUCCCGCAGGAUGUAGGAUACAAUAAAGCUUG